This is a messenger RNA of Cuscuta campestris, 1903 nucleotides long. NCBI's taxonomy places the organism in Eukaryota, Viridiplantae, Streptophyta, Magnoliopsida, Solanales, Convolvulaceae. The record is from the annotation of a GenBank genome assembly.
GCAAGAAAGAAGGAAACGGCGACACCAUGUGCGAGGUCAAAUGCGACACCAAAUGUGGCGCCAUGGAGGUCAAAGACAAGUUCAACAAUCUUUUUUGAGUAGCUUGAAUUGAUAGAGGAAGCUAAGGAUGGAGCACAUACAAGGGCCCACUGCACACAUAUUUUUAUUUAUCAAAAAUAAAUUUUAGAGGACGACUAAUAAAGAUAAUAGAAAUAUAGCCAUGUAGAUUAAUAUUAGGGAUGCCCCUUCCAAACAACCCCACAGACUCUCCUUUCUCUUUCUAUGUGUGUAUAUAUACCCCACCCCCACUUACGCUCACCCAUCUCUCACACACUACAAUCCUCGUCACCAUCACAAGUCAUAUAACAAUGGGAAGAAAAACAUCCCCGUCACUUGCUCUCAUCACCAUCGCCGUCUUUCUUGUUUCGGCCGCCGCGGCGGCGGCCAGAGACCCCGAGCUAGAGAUAUGCCGCCAGCAGUGCAAAAUCCAGACCGCGUUCGACAAGGGCCAGAGGGAAUCGUGCUACACCAAGUGCGAGCUGUACAGCCGGGAGAAAGCUAGGCGGGAGCAGGAGGAGGAGGAGGAGGAAGGCCGCCGGAGUUCCGAGGAACGGGAGGACGACAGUCCCUUCGUCUUCCGGCCUCGUCACUUCCUCACCGCUCACUCCUCCGAACGCGGCCGCCUCUCGGUCCUUCAGAGGUUUUCCGAGCGCUCGUCGGAUAUCUUCCAAGUCAUCGAGCCUUUCCGGCUCGGUGUUUUGGAAGUAGAACCCAAAACUUUCGCCAUUCCCAACCACCUCGAUGCCGACUUGCUCUGUGUUGUUGCCAGUGGGAAGGGAAUUGUGAACAUGAUUGAGGAGAACAAGAGGGUGAACUUUAACAUCACUGAGGGUGAGAUGGUCGUGAUCCCGGCCGGUGCCACUACAUACCUAAUCAACCCCGAGGACGAUCGGAAGCUCGUCGUGGUCAAGCUGAUCCGAACCAUUUCCGCGCAGCCGGGUCGCUUCGAGUACUUCUUUGGGUCAAUGGUGAUGAAUGCCUUCAGCUCGAGCAUAAGGGAGGCUGCGUAUAGUGACGCAGACCGGGAGACAUUGGAAAAGGUCCUGAACAGAUCAGGGAGGAAACAGGACCCUUUCCUCGCGAUAUCUAACGAACAGAUCGAGUCAAUUAUUCGACGACAAGAAGACGAGGACGGUAUCGGCUGGCCUUUCGUUGCCGAUAAAUCUUCCAAGAGAAGAAGAAUUGUUGAUAUCUUGGAACACAAGAGCAUCUCCAACAAAUUUGGUGAACUCUAUGAAGUUGGUAAUGAGGAAUUUGAUGACGUCCAAAUUUCUUUUGCCAACAUUACUAAAGGUGGAAUGCUAGGCCCUCUCUUCAACACAAGAGGUACAAAGCUAAUGUUUGUGGUGGAGGGAGAGGGAUGGAUGGAGAUGGCCACGGCCGACGAAUCAAGGCGGUCCCCACGCCGCGGCAGUUCGUCGGAGAGAGGCCCGAGCUUCGAGGGGGUACGAGCCCGUCUUUUCCCGGGGACGGUGGUGAUAACCCCGGCAGGGCAUCCGUACGCUAACGUGGCAAGCAGAGCACGAAACCUGAAGCUCCUCUGCUUCCACGUCAACGCCCGGAACAACGAGAAAGUCGCCCUCGCCGGAAAGGACAACGUCUUCACCAGGCUGGAUAGGGUAGCGGAGGAGAUCGCAUUCGGCGGCAGCCGGAAGGAGGUGGAGCAGGUCUUCGGAAGCAACAGCGAUUACCAGCUGUUCUUCAAGGGGCCGAGCAGGGAGCCGGAGGAAGACGGCGGUCACGCGGCGGUGUAGAGUGAACUUGUUCUUCGUAGUGCAUGCAUGGGCCUGCAUGCAGGUGUAAUCGUGUUUAAUUUUAAAAAAAAUGAAAAUGAUGAAUAAGG